This is a messenger RNA of Hermetia illucens (black soldier fly), 1148 nucleotides long. RefSeq lists its product as uncharacterized. Lineage: Eukaryota; Metazoa; Arthropoda; Insecta; Diptera; Stratiomyidae. The transcript has 3 exons. The record is from RefSeq and is a predicted model, not a curated record. The coding region runs from base 195 to 524 and encodes 109 amino acids.
UGUUGACAGGUUUUCACUGUUAGGUGUUCAUUUUGUGAAUAAAAUUUACAUUAUUGAGUUGAAAACUGAUAUUUGUGUCGCGGAGUGGUAAAAUAACCGUUCUCAAUACUUCUGAAUGCAUAAAAAAUACUUUCCCUCGAUUUUCCUAAAUUGAGCUAAAUCAUUUACAUGCGCAGCACCUGAGUGCAUGGUGGAUGCAAAAACGCAUGCAUACAUGCACAUAUUUUAUGUGCUUCGGAAAAAGAAUGAAAAUUUAUAGUGUGAUUAUGCAAGAGCUCAAUCAAACAACCCAACUAUCGAUGGAAUGCUCCUUACAUCCACAAGUGAAAAGUUUGCGCUAUAUUCGAAUGACAUUCAGGUCUUGCCAAGGAGCAAUUGCAGGCAAAGGUCCUUCCGGAAUGGCUGCUGCAAAGCGAAGACAAAGUCAACAGAAUUCUGAACUAGACCAGGAUAAGUUCCAGUUGCCUAUUAUUAUCUUAGGCUCGGCUGAAAAUAAUACCAUUCCAAUAAUAGGUGCGAAUUGAUUACACUGGCGGCCAGAAAGUCUGUCUAAUUAUGAAUCAAAACAACUCUCGAAAGUUUACUAUGAGGCAUAUAUGACAGGAACAAGUCAGAUUAUCACUUGGCCUCAUCCUACCGCAAAUCUAAUUCUAAAGUCGCGUUACCUAUUGAUUUUCAGUUAUUCUAACCGGAGUAGAUGAAAUAAAUUGAUUUGAUUUGCAUAUCAAUCUGAAAGUGGCUAGCAUGCGGUUCUGAGUUAAUUCAAAUUUAACCUUGUCACCAAGUCUCGCUCUGUAAACUAGCAUUAAAUUUCGGACAUUUCGGCUGCGGCCACUACAUAAAAUUGUAGAUUUUCGAUUGAAAUAUGCGGCGCAAGGGUCAAAUGAGCUGUUUUGGAAAUUGGAAAUGUUAUGGAGAAGUCCGUGAUUUUGGAUUCGUAAUCGUGUGGGUAGUGGGUAGUGGGUAGUGGGCAGGCAGGGUGGAAAGAAUAUGUAUUUUGUUGUGUUGUCUCGUAUGGCGGAAUUUUCAUUUCAAUUUCAUUGACGAACUAUAGCUAUCGUCACGGCAAACUUAAAGAAUUUUGUCAGCCGGGUCCCAGGAUUCAGCUGCAGGCACCAGAAACCAAGUCAAGAUCAAACCAUACACAG